AUGUACUAUGAAAUUGUCGUGUAUGAUUCGAGGUACUCGAAUGAUGUUGGCUAUGAGGUUUACACGAUCAGCGAGGAGACGUUGAGAAUGAAGAAAGCGAUGUGCAAUCGAUUAGAAGGGGUCCGAAUUGAGAAUUUAACAUCGCGUCUAAUUGUUUUAUUAUGUGAUGAUGAAACCAGUGAUAAAUGUUUCUUCGAAAGUCUCGCUGUGUGUGCGCAAAAGCUUAAAAGCGAAUACAAACACUUUAGGGUUUGGAACGUGUCUCAAAAGCGCAACGAUGUUAAAGCGAUAUUUGACGCAAUUCCGUUUGGAUGGCCCGGCGGGACAACGCCGCAACUCGAAAAAUUGUGCACAAUUUGCAAACAAAUCGACCAGUACCUAGUUGAUCAUCCACUUAACGUGGCGGUUAUAUUCUGCAAGGGUCGAUUGGAAAGAGCGGCCAUCGUCGUUGACGCCCUCAUGCGAUACAAUGCGAUAUCGGCAAUCGACGAUUUACUCGAAGACCGAUUCAGUAUGCAAAAAUUCUCCGAGAAAUACCUCACAUCCUCCGAAUGCCUGCCGAGCUACAAACGAUACAUCGGCUAUUUCACGUCGUUGCUGUCGGGACGAAUCGCCGUGAACACGCAAGCAAUGUACCUGAAAAAAAUCGGCAUCUCGCAUUUCGGCGAUCAGCAAGUCUAUGUGAAAAUCUAUGAACGAUUGUCGCCGGUCUAUCAAACGAUUCCAGCUAUUCUUAAAGAGACAUCAUAUUUCGACAUUGAGCAUUGUGUGAAACUUCGCGGCGAUGUCUUCAUCAAGUGUAUAAUAGCGGCCUCCUCACCCGCAUCUCGUUCGCGUUGCCUAUUCACUUGCCAAAUCAACACGUGCUCGAUUGAUUUGAAUUUUCUGCCCGAAACCGAUCGCAAUUGUCAUUCUCUGAAGCUGCACAAAGAGGAUCUCGAUUUGGUGUUCAAUGACAAAAAGGUGAGCAAUUCCGCGGCUCUUGAAUUAUUCCUAACCUACGAUGUUCCGCCAGUGAGUUUCGCGUCAGCAGCUGCCCAAACAAUUGUCACAUUGCUGCCGAGAAAUAAUAGUUAUGAACGUUUCGAUUGCGCUCAAGACGAACACGAGAAUCGAUCGAACGUUGAAGUUGAAUAUAGUGAAAUUCGAAAGAAUCGAAAUAGUGGAAGAAAAAUUGCCGACGCAGAGAAAAUGCCUGCUCCACCGCCAGUACCGCCGAAGCCGUCAACGCCGAUCAUGAAUGGCGAGCGAAUCGAUUUUGAAAUUCCCGAAAGACGUGGAAUUCUACCGGCGCAAAUCCGCGAAAAAAUCAACAAGAAAAAAGAGUUUGAGGGUCGCGCAACACCAAGCAUCGAGCCCGAUCUAGUUGGACAAGACCGAUAUGAUCGUGCCUCUCGCUGUUUCUCAUAUGUGCCGGCAAAAUCGGUGCAAGAAGCAUUUGAAAGACCCCGAAGGUCGUCGAUUACAAAAACGAUUGAGAGGCGUGAGGAAAGUGUUGAUCGCGUUUCGCAAGACGAAGUCGCUAGUGUGGCGAUUCCCCGAAGCUACACGCCAUCGCAUAUGGAGCCGCCAAAGUGGGACGAACAAGUCGAGGAAGCGAAGCAAGCGGCCCUUCUUGAAGAAUUGGCACGCGCUCCGUCGACUAUUCAUGAUAUUCAUAACGAGAAGCCGCAAGUGAUUGAGCAGGCGCAGAAAGCUGUCGUCACACCGACAUCAACGCUGCAGCGGAGGAAUAAUUUUGGGAGCUAUCGAACGCUGAAUGAUGAUGCGUAUUGCAGUGAUAUGGAUGACUUGUGCAAUCCGGAUUACUAUCUGAAUUUCACGACGAAACCCGCCGCUCAAACACAACCGCACGCCGGCAGCCGAAGUGUUCAGAUGCCGCGAAAAAAAUUGAAUCCGUCGACGUUUGGCGAUCUCGACGACGUCCUUAACACCACCAACAAAUUGUCGCCGGCGUAUUCGGUCGGCGACGUGCGCUCGACGACAAACGUUUAUGGCCGCGAUAAUGAGGACGGCGAUCGGCAGAAUUAUCGACAACGAAACUGCCAAUCAGUCAACAACCAGAGACAACCUGAAUCCGACAAUGUCGCCGACUCGUGGCUCAAUGGCAAACUGAAAAAGGUGCGCAGUCGUCGUGACAUUGAUUCGGAUCUCGCGCGGCGUCGAACACAAGAGCAAAUUUUGCUCAACGAGCUUAAAGAGCCGACAUCGCACACGACGACGCAAUUCAUCGAUCCUCUCGCCGAAUUCCGAAAGGAGGAGGAGCGUCUGAAGAACACUAGGAGCCCGUAUGAUGGAUGGCGCGGACGGAUGCGUGGAAAGCCGCCGACACCGCCGCCGAGAGAGUCGAGUACGAGUCCGGUCAAUCGAAUGACACCCAACUAUGAGCUCAAUCGUCAGCGGCACAAUCAAUCGGUUCCGCUUCCGGCAACUCAUCGGCACAAUGACGAUGAAGUUGAUGUGAAUUCAUUGCUCAAUUACACGCCAUCGUAUGAGACGUCGACAAUUGAGCGAGGAAGGAGUCUGUCGCGUGGCGCACGCAUUCAGGACGCCUAUUACGCGUCGCAUCAAGAUUUGCCGGCGCGCUUUAAUUCGGGCCAAGAGCGUGUGGCAGCGGCGAUUUGUCGCGCUGAGACGCCGCAUCGCGACAUUUACGCUAGCGGAACGCUGAACAGAGCCGAAACGCCGGGACGAUAUUUUCCCGAAAAUAGUGCCGUUCUCGAGCGCGCUGCAACUCCAUCGUUUCCCGUCUCAAGAUCAACACCGCUUCCAUUCCACCCUCUACUCUAUAAUAAUAAUAAUAAUGGAAGCAAUGGCUAUUCGACAGGCACACUUAAUCAUCGAUCAUCGUCGCCGCGCAAUGCCCAACAUUACAACUCGUCGACGCUAAGUCGGCACUCGUCAAUUAAUUCUGUCGGUGAGUAG
Molecule: messenger RNA, 2925 nt
Organism: Caenorhabditis bovis
Lineage: Eukaryota; Metazoa; Nematoda; Chromadorea; Rhabditida; Rhabditidae
Source: the annotation of a GenBank genome assembly